AUGUACUCCAAGAAGUUCGUCCCCCCCCUCCUGCGCAAGCCCACCGCCGCCCCCGAGGACGCCGACGAGCCCCCCAACAAGAAAGCCCGCCUCUCCAGCUCCAGCUCCGCGCUCACCAUCUCCACCGCGCACACGCCGCAGCGCGUCGCCCAAACACUCAAGCUCUCUUCGGCCUCCAACACCGCGCGCAAGCCCCUCCUCCUCGUGCGCAACCCCGUCUCGCCGCCCGCCACCGCCACCGACGACGACGACGACGACGACGACAAUGCCACCACCACCACCACCACCACAGACCGCUACUACAACGUCCUGUGGCGCAAAAAGACAACAAAGAAGCACAAGACCUUCGACGGCGACGGCAUCCUCGCCCUCAGCGGCGGCUACGCCACCCUGCAGGACAGCAGCGGCAAGGACCUCGGCCGCACAAUGAUGCGCGCGGCCCCGGGUCUCGGAGACCUGGUUUCGCUCGGCGGCAAGGACGUCGAGAUCGACUCGGUGCUCUCGCGCGCAGACUACCUCUCCGGCCGCCCGUUCCUGAAGGCCGCACCCGUGAAGGAGGAGAGCGCGGCGUCGUUCCAAGCAGUGUCCGCGGCGGGCUUCUUCGGGAGCAAGUUCAAGACGCCGCUGCUCGGCAGCACGGCGGUGGGCAACUCACACGCCAAGGUGCCGACGCCGCGGCACGACCCCACCGCCGAGGGCGCACUGGUGAUGCCGCGUCCCUCCGGCGGGGGCAAGAACAUCGUCGACGUCGUCGUCGACCCGUUCGUGAGCGCUCACCUACGGCCGCACCAGCGCGAGGGCGUGCAGUUCCUCUACGAGGCCGUGAUGGGGCACAAGGCGUUCGACGGGCAGGGCGCCAUCCUGGCCGACGAGAUGGGGCUCGGCAAGACGCUGCAGACCAUCGCGCUGCUGUGGACGCUGCUGAAGCAGAACCCCGUGUUCGGGGCGGGCGGGCCCGUGGUGCGCAAGGCGCUCAUCGUGUGCCCCGUCACGCUCAUCAACAACUGGCGCAAGGAGUUCAACAAGUGGCUGGGCCGCGAGCGACUCGGCGUCUUUGUGGCGGAUAGUAAGGCUACCAUCCGCGACUUUACGCACGGGCGGGUGUACAGCGUCAUGAUUGUGGGGUACGAGCGGCUGCAGAAGGUGCAGGGCGAGCUGCGCGGCGUGGACAUCGACAUUGUCAUCGCGGACGAGGGCCACAGGCUCAAGACGGAGAGGAAUAAGAGUGCGGCCGCCAUCAGGGGGCUGAACACGAAGCGGCGGGUGAUACUCAGUGGCACGCCGCUGCAGAAUGAUCUGCAUGAGUUUUAUAUCAUGGUGGACUUUGUGAACCCGGGCCUGCUGGAGAGCUAUCAGACGUUCCGCAAGGAGUUUGAGAACCCGAUUGUGAAGAGCCGGCAGCCGGGGGCGUCGAGGAAGGAUGUGGAGAAAGGCAAGGCGCGGGGUGAUGAGCUCGCGCGCAUCACCAAACUCUUCGUCCUCCGCCGCACCGCCGAGAUCCUGUCCUCCUACCUGCCCCCCAAGACCGAAUACAUCGUCUUCUGCCGCCCCACGCCCAAGCAGCUCAAAGUCUACACCACCAUCCUCUCCUCGCCACACAUCGAGUCGUGCUACCGCUCCCCCGACACCUCCCUCCUCCUCAUCACCCUCCUCAAAAAGCUGUGCAACUCCCCCGGGCUCCUCGCCCCCAAACCCUCCCCCCACCCCCCGCACCACCCCACAACCCAGGCCCUCCUCGCAGCAGUGCACCCAAAGCUCCUCGAAUCCCACUCCUCCUCCCACUCCGGAAAGUUCCGCGUCCUCGACCGCCUCCUCCUCACCCUCUACCGCACAACAACGGAAAAGGUCGUCGUCAUCUCAAACUACACCUCCACCCUCGACCUGCUCUCCACGCUCCUCUCCUCGCGCGGCCUCACACACACCCGCCUCGACGGCGCCACCCCGCAGUCCCGCCGCCAGGACAUCAUCGACGCCUUCAACCGCACCGACCACCGCAGCAGCUUCGCGCUCCUCCUCUCCGCCAAGUCCGGCGGCGCCGGCAUCAACCUGGUCGGCGCGUCGCGGCUGGUGCUCUUCGACCUCGACUGGAACCCGGCCACGGACGCGCAGGCGAUGGCGCGCGUGCACCGCGACGGGCAGACGCGGCCCGUCGUCAUCUACCGCCUCGUCACGACGGGCUGCGUCGAGGAGAAGAUACUGCAGCGGCAGGUGGCCAAGACGGGGCUGGCGGAGAGCGUCGUGGAUAUGAAGAGUGGCGUGGGCAGCUUUACGAGCGAGGAGUUGAGGGACCUGUUUUCGGUGAGGGAGACGGAGUGUGCGACGCAUGAGCUGCUGGGGUGUGGCUGUGGCGGGAGGGGGUAUGUGGCGGGGCCGCCGAGCCCCGAGGGGGAGGGGGAGGGGAGUGGUGGUGAGGAGGAGGAGGAGGAGGAGGAGGUAAAGUAUCCGGGAUUGAUGAAGGCCAGCGAGGUCGACAUCGAGAAGAUUGAGCGCGAGCGCCUGGCGGCGAUGAAGAAGGCGCCGAAGGGGGCGCAGCUGGGCGCGCUGAUGGAGUACUCGCACGUGUUGGCGAGCCGGCUUGUCCGCGCCAAACCUGCCAAAACCGAGAAGGCCGCGGACGACGACGACGAGGAGGAGGAGGAGUACGACGAGGUGAGUAUUGAGGACGAGCUGCUGACGCAGGUGGUGCGCGACGGCAUGGGGAAGGAGGUUAGUUUUAUCUUCCAAAAGACGUUUUAG
Molecule: messenger RNA, 2736 nt
Organism: Morchella sextelata
Lineage: Eukaryota; Fungi; Ascomycota; Pezizomycetes; Pezizales; Morchellaceae
Exons: 2
Coding region: 1-2736 (911 amino acids)
Biological process (GO): double-strand break repair via homologous recombination; reciprocal meiotic recombination
Cellular component (GO): nucleus
Molecular function (GO): ATP-dependent chromatin remodeler activity; DNA translocase activity; ATP binding
Source: RefSeq, a predicted model, not a curated record